Molecule: messenger RNA, 4120 nt
Organism: Lineus longissimus
Lineage: Eukaryota; Metazoa; Nemertea; Pilidiophora; Heteronemertea; Lineidae
Exons: 6
Coding region: 138-3974 (1278 amino acids)
Biological process (GO): regulation of transcription by RNA polymerase II
Molecular function (GO): DNA-binding transcription factor activity, RNA polymerase II-specific; RNA polymerase II transcription regulatory region sequence-specific DNA binding
Source: RefSeq, a predicted model, not a curated record
AUGGGCUUUACCUGACAAAAUGUCUGAACUACGGGAACAUUACGACAAAAGGUUGUUUGGGUUUAUUCGUGGGUGUUGUGGUGUCUGUUUUUGCCCAUAAAACAUUAAAAAUAAGCAGAUUUACAGGAAACUUUACCAUGCCACAACAAACCAAAAAGGCACGUGGCUGUCAAAAAGCUAUCAAUGAAAAAAAACCCAUAGAAGAUGGGGGUAAAAAGUGCGAUGACUCUGCUUCCACUUCCAGUGCUGCAUGUGAUGAUGAGGAUGGAGUACGGCGAUCCUCCAGGAAACGCACCAAAAGUAAAUGGUUAGAGGGGAUGCAGACAUCAUUUGGAACCCCCAAGGCAAAGAUACAGAAGCUGGGUGGAAGCGAUGAUAAAAUGCAAAAGAUCGUUUCCAAAUCGACCCCAAAUGCUGCCACCCAGAAAACAUCUCCCAAAGCUGAAGUUAUUACUUCGAAGUUAACAGCUGUUUUGAGAACUGGUAAUAAGGAAAUGGAGAGAACGCUGAGCAAGAGGACUGACUCAAUUCCUGCUAGUAUUAGUAUUCCUGCCCGUAAAAUGUCAGUUGAUGAGUCUGGGCAGCAGAGCUAUUUAAGUGAAAGGGGUAGUUCUGCAGCUGGUGAGGCUGAGAAGAACUUUGAAAAAAUGUCAGAAACGGUAUGCUGUGUUGAAGAAAUUACUGGUGAUGUCAUUGAGAAAAACAAUGACCUCAAGACUGUCCAUUCACAAAUGCAAAAUCGUAUUCCCUCAGUUGUGACUGCCGGUAGUGGUACUGAUGUUAAAUCACUAGAGGAUGCUACCAGUGCUGCUGUAACAUUAGCCGCCAUGCAAGUGGAGACUGUUUUACAAACAUGUGACACACCAGCACAUCUGUUACCUGAUGAGUGCGAAGAUGGGGAGCAGAAAGAUUGUUGUGUUGAAAUAAUCAGUGUUGCACCGAUGACAUCGACAGGAGUGGUCACUGAGGGGAUCCGUCCUGUUAUAUCUGAGAGUUCUGUGGAACCUGGUACUUCCAUUUACACAGAGCUGACCACAGCCUCACAAACUGUCAUCAACUCUAUUCUAGCAAAUGAAAAUACAGGUAUACGCCAUGGUGAAGGUUCUCAGUAUGGUGCAAACUCUGGUCUGACGAUUCUGACUGCUGCAGCAACUGCUGAUAUUCCACCCCAUCUGAUGGGAACUGCUAGGACCAUUUCUGGCCAAGAGACUCUAGUCAUUCCCUCUUCUCAGAUAACGAUACAACGAAGUGAUGAAACUGUGCCAGGUUUUGCUGUUUUGGAGAGUGUCAAACUUUCAGACUCUUUGCCAAAUGCUGUCCAGACAAUUCCUGAACAGACUCUGAGUGGCCCUUCAAAUCAGAUGCCAACUGUCCAGUGGCAGUCAUUAGUGAUGGAUACAGACAUAAACUCCCAGCCACAACAAGCGGGGGAACAGGAUACACGGUCAGAGGAGAUGUUAAUUGCUGAGGUUGAACAACAAAAUCUGGGCGGCUCGGAGAAACUGGAGAAGGACAUCUUUGUUGAGACGGUCAACAUUGAUGAGCUACCUGAUGAGGUGGCUUCAAUUAUCAAGAAUUAUUCUGCACCAAACAUAAGUAGGCCUGAAGGUGUUCCGGAUUCUCUUGGCAGGCAAUUCAAAGUUUUUAAAAUAAAUAAAACAGAAGGCCAACAAAUCGUGAAGAAUUUGCAGCAAAAGACUGGUGCCUCUUCCACGACUUUGGUGUAUGAUAAAGAUGGCAAUUGCAUUAAGCUGCCACAAAGGUUCUUACAAAAUGUACAGUCAUCCGAAGAAGCUCUACUAAAGUGUUCCAACUGCGAGUACAUCACAGAUAAACGGGCCAACUGGUACAAGCACAAGAAGAAACAUGAAAGUUUCCGUCCACAUCGCUGCAAUUUGUGCGAUUACAGGGCAACAACGAGUAGUAACCUAAAGCGCCACCAUGAUACCCAUUCUGGAUUGAGGAUGUUUGCUUGCAAGGUUGAAGGAUGCACUGCUAAGUUCAAGCAGAAGAUACAUCUGGACCGACAUAUUAGAUAUAAACAUAUGGUGAAGCAAGUCUGCUGUGGGUUGUGUGACUACACCUGUGCCUUAGAAAACCCCGACCUCAGGAUUCACAUGUUGCGCAAGCAUUCGGAAAAACCACAAGGAGAAGAAAAACCAGUAAUAACUUUAAAAUGUGGGUCAUGUAGCUUUGAGACCACUUCAAGAAAGGACUUACAGCAACAUUUGAAAUUUCACAGAAAAGGCCCCGAACUGAAACUUUUCUGUGAGCAUUGUAGUUUUGUCACAGACUGUCAGAGUCGUCUUAAUCGCCAUCUCCUUAUUCACACUAAGCAAAAGCCAUUCAAAUGUGGCGUUUGUGAGUAUCGAGCCUCGCAGAAGGAGCACGUGAUUCGCCACAUGAGGAUGAGGCAUAAAUUGGACAUCCACAAAGCAAAACAAGUAGUGAUAAAACCUCUGAAUGAGGAGAAUUGGAGUGGCCAAGAUUCUUUGGGAGAUGAGACAUUGAGCAGCCAGGGAGCGGUUGUCAGGGAUGUGGCAACAGGACAUGAAAGUCUCCUUCAAGAUGGAGAGGAGAUGACAGAAGUCUUGGCAGAUGAGGUGACAAGGACUGAGGAGAUGGAAUCUAAAUCAGAACAAAAAAGUGUAAUUCUUACAUCUGACGAGGUCGGUAAAUGUAGUUACCAAGUGAGCUCUGACGAGUUACUUAUCAUGGCUGAUAAGAUUGAAACUGUUGAAAUGGUUGAGGAAACGGGUCAGGUCGUUGAUGGAAGUAAGGAAAUGUGUGUCACUGGUGACAAUGUAAAUAAGGGUGAGGAGUGUCUGACAAUCGGGGCAAUCGAACCAGAUGCGGUUUCAGUAUGCAACGUAGAGUACCCUAAAGAUCAAGUUGUGGUUGGGACAUCUGAACCUGAGGUUGUGUCUAGUUCUCCUGUCGUUACUGUAGGAUCUAAUUCAGAUGAGAACAUUGAACUUUUUAUCAGUCCGGGUGUUGUGGAGGCUGCUCAGAACUCUGAUUCAGAACCUAAAACCAAACCGCGUACUGUCUAUAAGAAAAAGAAGUACGCCAAGUCUGAUUUUAGUACCGUACCAAAGAUAUUUAAUUGUGAGUACUGUACAAUGAGAUUUGCGAAGCUGUUGAAUUUGUACAAGCACGUUCAUGGUCAACAUGCUACAAUCCAUCCAAUGGCGCCUGAGGGGAUGUUUGGGUGUGUUGUUUGUGAUUUUAAAACGCCUCAAAAGAAGGCGCUUCUGAUUCAUAUGCGGCGUCAUAAUCCAGAAAGUGACCCAGAGGAGACCCCAAACAUGAUAUUUUCAUGUGUACUCUGUCAGUACUGCACGCCGAAAAGACGUAAUUUGUACUGGCAUCUGAAAAAGAAGCACAAAAUCAGCCUCCUCGUCAAUAAAGAUGGAACUGCAAAGUGUGUUGUAGAUGAGAAUGGGCCGGUUUCUGUCGUUUCUGCGCCAACGGAAGAUGGCGCUGUUGAUAUGAAUGGUCAGCAGGUGGCUUUGGCAGUGGAAGAACCGCGGGGUUCAGCUACGGCUAAGGUAAUCAAUGUGAGUGAUUUAGCGCAUUCAUUAAUACAACCCAAGGUGACGCCAACAGGUGGUGUGGUACAGGAAAUGAACAUACAGACUGUUGAAGUCGUCAUGAGUGAUAUUAAGAUUGAAGUGUCUGCCGAGGACGAUGAUGCUGCGGUUGCUAUCGAAGGUUUACAAGCUUUAGCUGAACAGACAAUCUCAACGCACUCGGAAGUCGCUGUCCGUGAGUCCGGUUCAACCCAAACGCAUUCAGAUAUUCUAGUGGAGGGAGCCGUUGAUGUAGCUCACCAGAAUAUUGAGCUCUCCUCAGAACAGGUGAUGGAGUUGUCUACAGGUGACUACAUUGAGAUUGAUGGCGAAAUGUAUAAGGUUGAGUUUACCCCAGAAGAAGGCGCAGGCGCGGAAGCUAUUGCCAUCAAAACCGAGUAACAAUCGCUAUGAAGUUCUCCUACCAUCACCAAGGAGUAAUACUUUGUAAUUACUGCUAAAAUAACUUUUGGUAUCUGUGAUUAGAUCUCGUUGUAAUAUUGAGGUCAUUAUGGUAUUCAAUUAAAAGAAAGGAGUCUUAACAAUGA